Eurytemora carolleeae is the source of this 1354-nucleotide messenger RNA. RefSeq lists its product as uncharacterized. Bases 29 to 1033 code for a protein of 334 amino acids. Gene Ontology annotation, cellular component: cytosol. NCBI's taxonomy places the organism in Eukaryota, Metazoa, Arthropoda, Copepoda, Calanoida, Temoridae. The record is from RefSeq and is a predicted model, not a curated record. The transcript has 5 exons. Gene Ontology annotation, biological process: neurogenesis.
AGAAACAUGAUUUGAGUGCGUGCUAAAAAUGACAGGCUGUGUCAGUUUUGAGAUUGUUUUACGAUUCCUCUCCAACAAUCUUCACCUUGAAAACUUUGAAUCUGCCUUUGCUGCCUUUCGGGCCGGACACAGAUACAAUGUUCCCGACCUCGUUGCUGCUGCUACCCCUCUCCUCUCCUCACAACUCUCAUAUCAAUCUUCUCUGCUGCUCCUUCAAGCAUGUCAGCUGUGUCGGGAGCGGGAGCUUGAAGCUCCAACAAUAACAAAAGCUCCCGCUAAGGAAAAAGUCCCGCCGGACUCAGCUGAGACUAGGUUUAUUUCUCCAUAUUCUUCUCCCUCUAGACGCCCUUUACUUGCUUCCCAAUCCAGUGCCUUAGUAAAAUCCAGUGAUCAGUCAAAGCCAGCUUUUAACAGCAGUUCAACAGACAGCUGUAGUGACAGCUGUCAUGAACUUAUGUCAAGUUGUCUCAGGUUUGUAGAUAGAAAUGCUAAACAAGUGUUUGGCAGUGAACAGUUUAAAAAACUUGACAUUAGUGUUGUUAAUAUGAUUGUAAGUAGAGACACCUUGCGUGUGAAAUCUGAAAUAGAUAUUGUGAAUGCCCUGCUUGGCUGGGCUAAGGUUAACGGUGCCUCAUCUUUAAAUGGUGCCCAGUACCUAGUCCGCUUCCUUACACUGUCAGCUGAUGAGUUUGAAAAGUGUGUUGUUGGAAAGGGUUUACUACCAUCUAGUGAAGAAGAAAGUAUACUAACCACCCUGCAGGGUCAGGGUAAACUGCCAGAUCACCUAACACAAUUAAGAUACUUGAUGUCUUCGCCUCGACAACCACAGACGAAACAGAAACGAAGACGACGAUUUAAGAAUUUUAGAAGUUCCCGAAAAGAUUCCUCUUCUAGCCUGCUAGUCUCUGGUUCUCCAGGUUCUCCAGGUUCCCCUGAACACAGGAAAGUGAGACUGAACCCUAUCCUGGUUCCAAAAGAAAAACUUCGCAUCAUUGACGAAAUAUUCCUUUGCCUCACUUGCUUUCUAGACUAAUCUAACCAUAGAGCUUUUAUAGGAAGAUAUGAUUUUGCCUCACUUGCUUUCUAGGCUAUACUUAUACCACAGAGCUGAUAUAGAAGUAUCUACAGGGUUACACACAAAGAUGAGACUUCAGUUUUGACCUAAAAAACUUUAAAUAUGAAGAUAUAUAGAUAGUCUUCUAUGAUUUUUUGUAAGAAAAUAAUAAUAUUAAAGUUACAGUUACAGAAAACACAAAUGUAAGUAAGAAAAUAUUGACUUAUUUCGUACAGAAUUCUCUGAAGUCGCAUCCUUUGUGGGUAACCGUGUAAUAAAUUACUUUUUGAAUCUAUAACU